This is a messenger RNA of Dufourea novaeangliae, 1321 nucleotides long. RefSeq lists its product as uncharacterized. The transcript has a single exon. NCBI's taxonomy places the organism in Eukaryota, Metazoa, Arthropoda, Insecta, Hymenoptera, Halictidae. Bases 146 to 1084 code for a protein of 312 amino acids. The record is from RefSeq and is a predicted model, not a curated record.
UAACGAAUUUAAGGAACACUUUCUCAUAUACUUUAUUUUGGUAAUUACUUCUUGUAUACAAAGUUCCUAGAAAACUUAUAUUUCUACGUACACAAAUAUUGUGUACCACUUGUUCUUGAAAGAGAAUACGAGUUUAUUGAGGAAAAUGAAUGACUCUUUCUUGGAAGAUUUGGAACUAUUACCUACAGAUGUUCAGAAUGUUAAGACCCAUUCAAUAGACCGGCAUAUAACAACUAGAACAGCUACAUCCAGUCCACUGCAACAGUUACAAUCAACUAAAGGAGACAAUUUGCAUCAUAAAUUUGAACAGGCUACAGUUGUUGAAAAGCAAACAAAUGCUAAGGAAUUUACUUUAAAGGAUACAAAGAAGUUAUUAGAACAUGAUACUAGAAAGCAACAGAUGAAAGUCAGGGUGUCAGAAAGGAGGGAGAGAAUAAGUGAUAGCAAAUUGAAGCCCAUUGAAAAUAAAGUGAAACCUGAUGACAAAGAGCAGGAAAUUAAAGAUGAUACCAAAGCAAGAGUUCGAGAGACAAGAGUAAGAAUUUCUGAAAGUAAAGUAACAGGAAGAGAUAGAAUUCGCCGUUCUGGAAGUUGCAAGGAGAACAAUCAAGCAUCAGAUUUGUCUGUCAAAGAAAACAGUAGACCUUCAGACCCUUCGAAAGAAAGUACCUCUCAAGUAGAAGUCCCUAAGGACAAAACAAAAACCUAUGAGUCCAUUAAUAAAUCAGCUGCCAAGGAUAGUGAUCCUGCAGCUUUGCUCAAUGCCAUUAAGGAUAUUGUGAGCAUGCAGACAAAACAGGAGAGCUCCAAAAUUCUGAGAGCCAUGCACAAAUUGCACUUUAAUGCUCAAGCAAAUUUUAUUAAGCACUUGAUGUCCCAAACGGAUGAAUUAGUCAAUGAAAUGCAUCCUAGUAAAGAUUCAAGUAGAGUAAGGAGUUUAGUGGAACACAAUGAAAGAUUAAAGGAGGAUAUUGUUAUUCUGCAAAAACGAAAUGAAGAAUUGCAGAAGAAGUUAGAGGAAUUGGAGUUUUUAAAGCAAGAAAAUCUUGCAUUAAAGCUGAAGUGUAAGGAGCUAUUGAAAUAAUAGUAUUAAGUACUAGAUCUUUUGUCUCUAGGAUAUUCCUAGGGUAUUUUUAGGUGCUGAGGAACCUGUUGAUGAAGUGUCCAUUCCACUCUAUUGCCUGCACAUGUUUUAACUACACAGUCCUUUUGAAACUGUUAUGUAUUAAGUAAUACAGAGUAUACUGAGAUUAAUAAAAGACUAUAUUUUUUAUUAAUAUUUUAAUCUUUAAAAAAUAUUACCGUUCUUUAAUAAUAAUGU